CUCUCCCAUUUGUUUAGUAGACGAUCAAAUUCAUUAGUUCACUUACUAUUUGAUGGUUUAUUUUGGGACUCAGAGGGGGCUCCAAGUUUGUUCUAUGGUAAUUUGAGAACACCAUUCCUUUCGUAACUGCUAUAGUACCUGUAUUUUAUGUGUUGCAGUGAAUUAUACCUGAGCACAAUUCAACUCAAAGAAUGCCUUUUCCUGUUUUGGGGCGGGUACGUUAGAUCAUGUUAUAUUUUGUCUUUCUGCUCUAUCUAGGUGGUAUUUUAAUUUCAUUUCCGGAUUUGAUUUGGGUUUUCAGCUUUGAUUUGGUGCAUGGUUCAGUUCCACAACAUAACGUUCUUUGAGUUUUUUUUUGUAACUUUUUGGGAGGUAUAAAGGGGGCUGCUAUAUGAGUGGUAAAACUUUAUGAGAGCAGUCUCUUCAUGCAUAUACUGCCAUAGGGUAGAUCUGCCUAUAUAUUUCCUAUGUUAGUGGAUGUAUGAAAUUAUUUUGGAUAAUGCUUGUAAGUUUUUGCCUCGCUUUACGUUCUCGACUAGUAGGCAAUUUGAGAAAAUCCUCCUUUUGACUACCAUGGUAUAUGACGUGUGGAAAGAGAGCUUUAAACACGAGAUAGCUGAGCAUACUUUAAGAGAGUAAGCAUAUAUAUUAUAUACCUUGUACAAAAUAGCAUCUGCUAUGUGUGGGAUUCUUGCAUAUAAUAAGUGGUCAAUAUUAACAUGUGUUUUAGAGGAGUAUCUUGUUCUGAAACUAAUAAAUUAUCAACCGUAGCAAAUUUAGGGAUUAGGAGCCAAAGUCUCUUUCCAAAUUGUUUGUGAUUACUGUGCAAAACCGGAUGUCUAGAUAAGUAGCUUGGUUGACACCUAUGUUCUAAAAGUCGCUAGUUUCUAGUCGGGCAGUCGGGGAUUAAUCGGCGCUUAGAGAUUAGUCGCUUAGAGUAGAAGGAAACGUUAAAUAACAUCCAACCAGAGGAAACAGAGCCUACAUACACACAAUCUCACAACAAACAAAGCUUACAUACACAUAAUUUCACAACAAACAGAUCAAGAAAAAAGGCAGUGACUACAUACAGAGCACAAAGAGAGAGCAGUGAAGACGAGGUUUAGAUUUGAAUCGGUUAUACUAUAAAGUGUAUUAUGUAUAUCCUAUAUUUAAAAAACACUAAAACCCUAACAGUAAAUUACCACAACAUUAAACCCUUAGAUUUGCAAAAUUACGUAUUUAAACCCCCGAUUAAUCCUGCCCAGUUGCCUGGCCGAUUACUUGUGGACUAACCCCGCCGCCUAACUUAGCCCUUGGGUCGCUAGUUGGGCUGGCGGACCAGUAGUUACACAAUUCUUGGUUUGAGGGUAAGGAAUUGCACACUGGUUCGCAGUUUUAUGGUUUUGUGGAAAGCUCAUAGAAAAUUCGCACACUCCUUUUCCUCGGUUCACGGACUUUGUAAUGGUGCAACGAAUUCAGCAGCUGUCGACUAAUUAAGUGACAUGUAGCCAACCAGAACUGCCCUUUACGUGUACUAAUGCAAUCCCGCUCUGUUGUCAUUCAGUCCACGUCCCAUCUAACUAUUUUCUCUCUGUAGCAAAGUCAUUCCCAAGGUCACCCCCUUUAUUGUAUGCCUUCUACGUAUACAUAGCUGUCCGUGAAUUGAUUUUUUUAUCAUCUCUAUAUUUUGUAAAUUUUGCAUUCUGACAAUCUAUACAUAACAGCACAUCUAUAUUUUCGGUGGGAACAUAAAUUACAACAUGAAAUUCUAUGGCGUGAAUGCAUGCAGCAUGUUCAACUUACAUUGUAAAGAUAUUAGUUGACAUGUAUAUAUGCAUAAAAUGCUCUGAGACGUUUAUCUUACGGUUCUUCUAAAUAUCGACGCUCUCUCACCCGCAUUUGCCGGCGAUUGCGGAUUAUGUGACUUAGGGCGGACCAACGCCUAGUGCCGAGGCCGAUUUUUAGAACACUGUUUGACAUGGCAUUGCUUAUGUGAUCCUGGAGGAUUGAGCAGAAGGAUGCAAAUCUUACUCGCUUCGGUCUUCAGUGGGGAGUUUAAGACCUUGUCACUGUUAAGGGAGUGUCUUUACGGAUUCCUAUUCUUGAAGGGCUGACUAAUUGGAGGAACCUCUUGUCUGUUUUUUAAUCUGAAUUUCCUACUUGUUUUUUUUUUUUUUUGUAAAUGGAGAAAUCGAAUUUCUAACUCUGUUUAAUCAUUAUGCUUUCACUCCCCUUGCGUGAGUCUUUGUAUGUGUUUUUUUAACACUCUCUUCCCUUUAGAAUAUUGUUUUGAAAAACCAUAAACCAUAAAGUAGUAAAAGGAUUUAUAACAAACACUGUAAGAUGCCUAAUUGGCAAGUAUUUAUGAUUCUGUAAUCUGAAUUAUAUCCUCGUAUUGGUAGAGCAAGCUGUAAUGUACAUUAGGAAGUUGUUUGUCUGCUUAAUUAGUUGUAUAGAAGAUCCUUGUUCUGACUUGUUCAGUCAGUGAACCGACGGACCAUGGCAAUUUUCAAACUUUAGUCUGUUUCACAUAGAUGAUGUGAUUCAGUCUUUUUUCUCAUUUGUACUUUCUCUAUCCCACACAGGAACACACAGAAUAGAGCAAUGCUGCAGACACAUAUAAAAGUGCAUAGAUCAGAGUAUCAGAUUUGUUUCCCGAACUGUCCUAUAUGCUUGGGUCUCACACAGUAGAUGUGGGGCUCAACACCAGACGAUCCCGAACACUGUGUCCGCAUCUGUGCACGUUGAUCUGUGUCUGUGAUGUUUUUGCACAAAAUAUUGCAGUAGAAGAAAGGUUAAAGAAGAGGGCAAAUCAGAUGUCCACACAUGUAUCUAGUUGGAUCCUUGCAUGUCUUGCUCAAUGCUUGUGCCUUUAUUUUUGCUCUUAGUUUCAUAAACUUUGGGAUACACCUUUUAGAACAUCAGUAUCAUGCGUGGUAAACGAUCAUUUUAGACAUAUUGGUGAUCAAAAUCUGGAAAUCGUUGCUCUACCAGUCUCGCUUAUCCCUAUCUAUUCUUUUAAAAAAGCUACAAGAACUCGUCAAUUGUCCUUGUCCCCGAGUGACUGUUCAAGAGCUAUUCAUUUUUUGGGUAUAUUUUAGCUUGACUUUUUCGACUCAUUUGUCCAAUGAAGCAUGGAUGCCAAUAUGAGAUACGGAUUCGAUACAAUACGGAAACGGCGAAGCGAUAAAAUCUGGAAAAUAGGAUACGGGGUCCGGCUAGGAUACACUAGAAUAAUUUUAUAUUAAUAUAUUUCCAAUAAUCACAAGAACGGUGGUAGACCGUUCUAUUUUUCUUAUGUUGUUUUCAAGUUUAUUUGGUUACUCAUUGAAAAUUUUUACAACCUAAAAGUUAUAAACGACACGUACACAUACAUAAACCACAAAUACGACACAAUAAGAAUAUUUUGAAAAUUAUUUACUUUUCUCUAUUCCUAACAAUUUUAUUCAAACACUAUCCCAGAUACGUAUCUCAAACUUUUGUAUUUGUGAAGUAUUGGAUACUCUAUGAAACCAAAGUUGCGACACUUCUGGCAGUAUCGGGCGAGUAUCGGUAUCCAAUACGGAUAUGAUACAGAAACAACUACCCAUUAGAAGUAUCCGUGCUUCAUAGCAUUUCUUUUAAACCAUCUGUGUAGAAACAUUAAAGUAUAGCGAAAGAAGAAUAAGAAUACAAUUUUUACUAAAGUACAAUUAGAAGAGUGUGUUUGAUGUAGCAUUUAAAAAAGUGAUUGGCUGACAUAAAAAUAUGACUUCUAAACCAUAGUUUGACUAAAAAUAUGUUAAGACUGAUGUGGACGCUCUUAAUAGAUUAAUGUCAGUCCAAGGUAAAUUAAGGAACCGACAACUAUGAACUAGCUAAAAUUCUAUAUAUAGUAGGAGUAGAAGGGAGUUGGGAUUCAAUGUGGCAGUUCUGAAAAUAUGAAUUUCAGGAAUAUGGAAGAGUUCUGGGCUUUCUAUGUGAACCAGCACUCAAAGCCAGCAACAAAUCGUUGGCAUUUUACUGGCAUUCUAGCUAGUAUUCUCUGCUUGAUCUACUCCUUAUGCUUCAAUUGGUGGUGUGUGUUUCUUGUGCCUUUAGUUGGCUAUGGAAGUGCUUGGUACAGUCACUUCUUCAUUGAAGGGAAUGUUCCGGCCACGUUCGGGCAUAUCCCUUCUGGUGGUUUGAUGCUUACUGGGCAAAUGGACAAAGAACUCAAGAGGCUUGGUGAGAGGCCUAGCUGA
Molecule: messenger RNA, 4205 nt
Organism: Rhododendron vialii
Lineage: Eukaryota; Viridiplantae; Streptophyta; Magnoliopsida; Ericales; Ericaceae
Exons: 1
Coding region: 3903-4205 (100 amino acids)
Source: RefSeq, a predicted model, not a curated record